AUGAAAGACAAAGCAAGAGAUGCUGAUGGUGUUAUUACUCGUUUACAAGGAAAAAAGAAAACGACCGAACUGAAAGUCACCGAACAACGCAGACAAAUCGAACAAAUGAAGAGAAAAGAAAGUCAAUUGAAAGAAUCGUUUGGAAAUCAAAAGAAAGACAAAGAAUUUAGAGCAGAUCAACGCUCUGAAUUGAAGUGUUUGAAGAGAGAUACUGAAUGUCUUACAAAAAAAUUGAAUGCUUUCAUUGAAACUAAAAGACGUCGUCAUCAAGAAGACUUACAUAAUGUGUUACAACAACAAAAGAAAUCACGUCACUACUAA
This is a messenger RNA of Rotaria socialis, 321 nucleotides long. The record is from the annotation of a GenBank genome assembly. Lineage: Eukaryota; Metazoa; Rotifera; Eurotatoria; Philodinida; Philodinidae.